CUAAAACAUACAUGCAUCUAAGCGCAUAAUCACAAUAUAUACAUAGGUACGUUGUUGGUGAUCAUUAAAACUUGCGUCCGGGUCUUUGAGAACGUUUAGUAUAAAGUCUUGGGUUCCUGAUGCCUCAAAUAAUUUAUAAACUGCAGGACAUAAGUACAUAAAGCGAUUCAGAUAAUUCAUGUUUCGUCCAACAGAAAUGGAAAAUAUUUUUGGUGUUAUUUCAGUAGUGGCGAUUGGGCUUUUCGUCCUCAUCAAUAACCAAGUUGACGGAGAAAUCAUUCCAUACAGCUACGCUCGUGGUCGAGAUGUGGCCGCGGUGGAACGACGCUACCAAAAUUUUCAGAAUGCAAAAGCUCGCGGAGCAUCGACCGAUGAGCUCAAUGAAAUUUGCGGUCCAGUUGCCCAACAUCAAACCCAGUGCGCUUUAGCUGGACGACCUUCCGACGCUGCGACAAUGUUUUGUGACUCAAUGUGUUGUCUCGCAGGAAGCAAAGUUGGAAACUGUGGCAAAGUGAAGCUGCAAAUUAAACCGGAUUGGCUUGCAUUAAUUACCAGUCUGACGUCCAAUAACACUUUGAGUAGCCUGAAGAACUUGAAUCCUAAGUUGGCGAAGGAGUGUAGUUGUUCGGAUGACCCAGCCGAUGUGAAAUGUGGUCCAGAUGGAUCGUUUCUUGGAAUACGAUGUCCAUUUGAUAACAGUGCUUGUUGGCGAAAAUGUUGCCGACAAGGGAAAAGUGAUGGAAAAUGUAGGUGGUUUUCAUGCAAGUGUAAGUAACCUGAUGGAUGUGUUUAACUUGAAAUAAAAAAUGUUCAAAUAAGUAAAAUUGAAGACACUUUAUUUGAACUGAACAUGAACUGUGUCGUUACGCCGAGUAAUAGUAAGCAGUACAUAUUGUGCCUAAAACUUAAGUUAAAGUCGAAUGAGACCAAUUUUUCUCAGUUGACAAACUGGGAAAAACUCAUUUUGACGUAGAUAAUUUGGAACUUUUGAAUUUUUGUAAAAGAAAAAUUCGCAUACACUUUUUAAGAAUGGAUAACACUUUCAGAAACCAAUAUGUGGAUAGAUAGAUGUUAGCUUUAAAUACAUAGUAGUUCGAAAAUCUGCGCAGUACCAGUUAUUAUUUAGAUGGACAUGCUUAUUUGCGUCAUAAUUAACGCAUAAUAAAUAUGUACGAUGAGCAAUAAACAUGAAUCUGCUCUGAUAUUCUGCGAAACCGGAGAAUCACAAUUCUGAUUGGGAUGAAUGAAACACAUUGCUUAAAUAAGUUGAACCAAGUAAAUAUUUUUCAUAUGCUAAAUUUCAUAUUCCAUUUUUCUAAGAAAAGUCUUUUUUCGUACAAUCUGUUUCCCGAGAGUCAUCAAUUUCUAAGAAAUGACAGCUUAAUAGAUUAAGGAGAAAUGAACCCAAAUGGUGCAUGUUUGUGGUCUGAAGGUCUGGUGUCAUGCAUUUUUUCGUUUGGUAUUUAAAGGAUGCGUUUGCAAACCUACCAACUACAUUCACAUACAACUUUCGCACUUGUUAUACAAUUAGAAAUUUACAGUUCAGCAAAACUAUGGCUGUACACAAGCAACUCUGUUUAGCGUUCGCUCUGAUAACUCUGCUGUUGGCGGGUCAAUCAACCGGUGAAGAGGUAACCAUAACCAAUCGCUGUUCGGGAAGGCUUUUGGUGCGAACCACGGGUGCCAAUCGAGGUCCAUUCUUCCUCAACGCUGGCGGCUCAACUACACUUGGCAUUCAGAGAAAUGUGGUCCCAACCCCAAGAAUUGAAGCUGUUUUGAACUGUGACGGCUCUGGGCACAAUUGCGAUGCGGAUGGCAAUUACAAAAGUUUAGCCGAGUUUCACUGGGAUCCAUCUGGAAAGACUUGGUAUGACGUGAGCAUGGUGGACGGUUAUAAUCUUCCGGUUGCGAUUUCUCCGUAUAAUCCUGGCGUGGGUCCAGUCGAAUGUGCAACGACGUCGUGCAACUUUAAUCUGAAUAAUUGUCCAGAUGAGUCGAAAGUUUGGGGGUCUGGAAAUCGCUUGGUAGCCUGUCGAAAUCGAAACAGGGAUGAUGGAAAUACAGCAUAUGCGAGAACCAUGAAUAGAUUUUGUCCUGAUGCCUACUCGUGGUCAAAAGAUGAUCAAAGACGACCAAGUCCAAUGAGGUUUAGUUGUAAUCCGGGAAAUAAUGGAUUGCGAGUGACUUUUUGCUGAAUGUUGGAAACAAAAAUAUCUGAUAUUUGCAUAUUUAUAUAACAAUAAAACUUAUUUAUGACAAAAGUUUUCACACUAGGAUCAUAAAAUGUACCCCAUAAUCAAUAUUAAACAAAAAUGUAAUAUUUAA
Messenger RNA from Folsomia candida, 2325 nucleotides. Its product is annotated as pathogenesis-related protein R minor form. Lineage: Eukaryota; Metazoa; Arthropoda; Collembola; Entomobryomorpha; Isotomidae. The transcript is spliced from 3 exons. Bases 1443 to 2195 code for a protein of 250 amino acids. The record is from RefSeq and is a predicted model, not a curated record.